ACGGCUUCGUCAAAUUUUCAUCCGAAACACCCGAGUCUGCGAAGCUCGACUGUAUCUCACUCUACAGCAUGCCUGCAAACAGUGCUAAUCCUUUAACAGCCAAAAGCGAUCUUCAGGGCCUUGAACUGGCAGAACAUCACUUUGGUCCCUUACUUCACCCCACCCGCGCCACGCAAAGCGCAUGGACCAACUAUUCCAUCAAUCGCCUCCAAACCACUCAAAAAUACCGCACAGUUGUAGACUCCCAGGAGCCUGAACCUGAGCACGACGAGUACUCCGACGAGGCUUGGCUUUCAGGCUCCGUCAAAUCUUGCGUAUCUCAGAUUGAGAAGGAGAUGGACUUGAAAGAAGGCACCCUCCAGAAAUGUAUCACCAUUCUGUGCAACGAAACGGUACUCGACGACGAGGAUCCGCGCUCUCUUGAUAGUAUCGUUCGGAUCUACUCACCCACUACGCCAAUGUACAUUAAUGUACAUUUCCAAUAUUAUUUGCGUUCGCGUUUUUCGCUGGUCCAGUGGUUCUACGCACUAGGAUACAAGAUCCAACGCCGCCCAUCUGCGACCGCAGCCGAUGCAUCUCUCAUCAAAAAAGAACUCAGGAGGGGCAUGCCUCCAGAGGUGCACACGCGCAAUGGGUGGCAGACUUUAUGCUGGGGUUACUAUGAUGACUCCGAUGGAAGCUAUGGCAAAGAUUGGCGCCCAGUUGAGGUUGGAAAAGUGGAGUUGCACGAGGAAGGAGUUCUGGACGCUCACGAAGCCUUGCUCGGAGACUUGGAAAAACCUGUCGAAACUAACCCAGAGGCCAUGCUUGCAUACCAUCGAUCACUCAUAAGGAGCAUACGCCUGCUCCUCGCCGCCGUUGGUAUUUCAUAUGGAGUCGCAUGUGUUGAUGAUGAAACUGACAAAAGGCCGCGCGGUCUGGUCCUCGAGGGGCUGCACGACAAAUGGGUCGGGCGGGGGAUACGCAACGCAUGUGGUCUCCGACUCCCCAGAGACGCAGAAGAAGCGCGGGAAGGUGCAUAUGAACGGCGAGAUGCAGCAAGGGGUGACGACGAUGACUCCGAGGACGACGAUGAAUACCGCUCUGGAGAUGAUGACUACGGCUUCUGA
Messenger RNA from Suillus paluster, 1109 nucleotides. RefSeq lists its product as uncharacterized. The transcript has 2 exons. The coding region runs from base 69 to 1109 and encodes 346 amino acids. Lineage: Eukaryota; Fungi; Basidiomycota; Agaricomycetes; Boletales; Suillaceae. The record is from RefSeq and is a predicted model, not a curated record.